Perognathus longimembris pacificus (Pacific pocket mouse) is the source of this 2575-nucleotide messenger RNA. RefSeq names its product fidgetin like 1 (gene Fignl1). The record is from RefSeq and is a predicted model, not a curated record. Lineage: Eukaryota; Metazoa; Chordata; Mammalia; Rodentia; Heteromyidae. The transcript is spliced from 3 exons. The coding region runs from base 593 to 2575 and encodes 660 amino acids. Gene Ontology annotation, molecular function: ATP binding; ATP hydrolysis activity; microtubule severing ATPase activity.
GGGCCGAGGGGCAGUUUCUGUGGGAGACACUGGUUUGGGGUCAGCUGACUUCAGCCGGCGCCGGAUCCGUUUUAUCGCGGAAAGUCACCGUUGCUGAAGUGGGCGCUCUGUGGCUCACGCCUUGUAAUCCUCGUUACUUACCAGGCUCAGGUCCCAAGGAUCGUGGCUCCAAACACUGAGUCUCCAUCUCCAAUUAAGUAGCGAGAAGCCGACCUAGAGGUGUGUCUCGUGGUAGACCACUGGCCGAGCCAGCAAGUCAAACAAGCACGGGGCCUGGAAUUCAGGUCCAAAGAAGUCCACAUUGAGCAUUCCUAGUCUGAAAACUUGACAUGCUGCCAUCCAGCCUCAGAAACUUGCUGGACACUACAUGACAUCACAAGGAGAACACUACAUGCUUCCCAUCUAGUUAUUUAAGAUAUUCUGUAAAAUCAAUCUUCAGGCUACAGGUAUCAAAGAGCACUCCAGAUAUGGUGAAGGGCACAGAACCUGGAAUUAAACUGGACACCUGACUUCUGGCAUCAUUCAUAACCAGCAUUGUGAUCUGCAAUCCUGAUUGCUCUUCCAUUUGGUCAUUUGUUGUAGAACCUUCAACAUGCAGACCUCUAGCUCUAAGUCUGUGCAUCUGAGUGAAUGGCAGAAGAAUUACUUCAUAGUUACAUCCGGCACUUGUACACCAGAAGAAAAGGCAGAUGCAUACCGUGCACAGGUGCUGCGCAUUCAGUAUGCCUGGGCAAACUCGGAGAUCUCCCAGGUCUGUGCUACCAAACUGUUCAAAAGGUAUGCUGAGAAGUAUUCUGCAAUUAUUGAUUCUGACAAUGCUGAAACGGGCCUGAAUAACUAUGCAGAAAACAUCUUAGCUUUGGCAAGCUCUCAGCAGACUGACAGUGAGAAGUGGCAAUCUGGAUUGUCAGUAAGUACUGUUUUCAACAUGGCAAGUGUACAGAAGAUGAUGCAGGCAGGCAAGAAAAUGAAGGACUCUCUUGUGGACUCUGCUGAGGCCUCAGUGGUGCUCCAUAAGGAGGCUGCUGUCUUUGAUCUUCCCAAGCUUAGUGUUGGUAGUGGUUCUGGAGAAGGUGACUUGUUACCCAGCCUAAAUCAGGACAGAGAUUGGGCCAAAGACAGUGCAGGGAGCAACCUUGGCUGUAUCCAGCCUCAGAGUGCCUUGCUGUCCAACACCACUAAGACUUGCCCUACCUCCUCUGCGUCUUUAGGUGAGUCAGCCACUGCAAAAUUCCACACCACACCAUUAUUCAGAAACUCCCAAAGGGAAAAUCAUAGCUCUUCUAAAGCCAAUAUGGGACUAAAUAUGUUCUUACCUAAUCAGUCUGUCUAUGCUUCUGGUACCAUCAAUGCCUUCUCAAAUCCACCACUGAAUAAGGCUUUUAGUAAAACAGAAGAUAAUGGCCAGCAGGAGGAUGGCAGCUUGUCUACCUUCAAAACUGCUAAAGAACAAUUAUGGAUUGAUCAGCAAAAAAAGUCUCACCAGUCCCAGCGUGCAUCUGGGUCUUCAUAUGGUGGGGUAAAAAAGUCUCUGGGAGCAGGGAGGUCUCGAGGGAUUUUUGGAAAGUUUGUUCCCCCUGUGCCUAAGCCAGAUGCUGGAGAGCAGAAUGGAGGGAUGCAGUACAAGCCCAGUGGGGCAGGACCUAUGGAGCCAAUACAUCCUGUGGAUGAGCGUUUGAAGAACUUGGAGCCAAAGAUGAUUGAACUUAUCAUGAGUGAGAUUAUGGAUCGUGGUCCUCCAGUACAUUGGGAAGACAUUGCAGGAGUAGAAUUUGCCAAAGCAACAAUUAAGGAAAUAGUUGUAUGGCCCAUGAUGAGGCCAGACAUCUUCACUGGGUUGCGUGGACCCCCGAAAGGAAUUCUUCUCUUUGGUCCUCCUGGGACUGGUAAAACUCUGAUUGGUAAGUGCAUUGCUAGUCAGUCUGGAGCAACAUUCUUUAGCAUCUCUGCUUCAUCCUUGACUUCUAAAUGGGUAGGUGAGGGGGAGAAAAUGGUCCGAGCGUUGUUUGCUGUUGCUAGGUGUCAGCAACCAGCUGUGAUAUUUAUUGAUGAAAUUGAUUCCCUGUUAUCGCAGCGAGGAGAUGGUGAACACGAAUCUUCCAGAAGGAUAAAAACAGAAUUUUUAGUUCAGCUAGAUGGAGCAACCACAUCUUCUGAAGAUCGAAUCCUAGUGGUGGGAGCAACCAAUCGGCCACAAGAAAUUGAUGAGGCUGCCCGGAGAAGACUAGUGAAGAGGCUUUACAUUCCCUUACCGGAAGCUUCAGCCAGGAAACAGAUAGUAACCAGUUUGAUGUCCAAGGAGCCGUGUCACCUCAGUGAGGAUGAAGUUGAGCAGGUGGUCCAUCAGUCAGAAGGCUUCUCCGGAGCAGACAUGACCCAGCUUUGCCGGGAGGCUUCACUAGGACCUAUUCGCAGUUUACACAUGGCUGACAUUGCGACCAUAACACCAGAUCAAGUUCGACCCAUAGCUUAUAUUGAUUUUGAAAAUGCUUUUAGAACUGUGCGCCCUAGUGUGUCUCCAAAAGAUCUAGAGCUUUAUGAGAACUGGAACAAAACAUUUGGUUGUGGAAAGUAA